Abrus precatorius (Indian licorice) is the source of this 769-nucleotide messenger RNA. Its product is annotated as transcription factor MYB59-like. Bases 2 to 769 code for a protein of 255 amino acids. Gene Ontology annotation, cellular component: nucleus. Gene Ontology annotation, biological process: regulation of DNA-templated transcription. The record is from RefSeq and is a predicted model, not a curated record. Lineage: Eukaryota; Viridiplantae; Streptophyta; Magnoliopsida; Fabales; Fabaceae. The transcript has 3 exons. Gene Ontology annotation, molecular function: sequence-specific DNA binding; DNA-binding transcription factor activity.
AAUGGUUCAACAGGAAGUGCGUAAAGGGCCAUGGACAGAACAGGAAGACUUGAAAUUGGUCUCCUUUGUGGGCUUGCUCGGAGACCGUAGAUGGGACUUUUUAGCUAAGGUAUCAGGUUUGAAGGUGGAGGGAGACAGUUUGAAUAGAACAGGUAAAAGUUGCAGGUUACGUUGGGUUAAUUACCUUCAUCCUGGUCUCAAACGUGGGAAGAUGACACCCCAGGAAGAGCGCCUCGUCUUGGACCUUCACGCUAAAUGGGGAAAUAGAUGGUCAAGAAUUGCUAGGAAAUUACCAGGGCGCACAGACAAUGAGAUUAAGAAUUAUUGGAGAACUCUGAUGAGGAAGAAGGCUCAAGACAAAAAGCGAGGAGAAGCUUCUAGUGUUCAUUCGUCAUCAGAAUCCUCAAACAAUCAUGCAGUGGAUUCACAUGCUUCCAAAAAAGCCGGGGAAGAAAGCUUUUAUGACACGGGUGGUCCUUGUCUCAUAGGUUCAACCCAAGUUAAGAUAGGAGAGGUUCAACAAGGAUUCAUCACCAUGGAUGAUAUAUGGAAAGAUAUUGAUAUGUCAGAAGAGAAGAUUCUGCAGCCAGUGUAUGAUGGGCACAGUGAAGAGGGUUGCAACUUCUCUUGUCCACGAGUUCCUUCUCCAUCAUCAUGGGAGUAUUCUUCAGACCCUCUAUGGGUGAUGGAUGAAGAAAGCAUGUUUUUUCCGAUGAAUGACCCAUAUUUUUCUUGCUAUGCACAAGACAGUGCAUUUCUAACCGGCUAA